This is a messenger RNA of Chlamydomonas reinhardtii, 1021 nucleotides long. RefSeq lists its product as uncharacterized. The record is from RefSeq and is a predicted model, not a curated record. Gene Ontology annotation, biological process: mitochondrial electron transport, NADH to ubiquinone. The coding region runs from base 133 to 597 and encodes 154 amino acids. NCBI's taxonomy places the organism in Eukaryota, Viridiplantae, Chlorophyta, Chlorophyceae, Chlamydomonadales, Chlamydomonadaceae. The transcript is spliced from 4 exons.
AGCCUCCGUGUUUCCGCAAUUCAGGCAUAGUUCAAACAUCACAAUAGGCUAGGGUUAGCUGACGACUAGCUCUGCACGUUUCGGGCAAGCUCCUUUUGACAUUGCCUUGCGGAAGAACGCGAGCUGGUCACCAUGGCGCUGCAGGCGACCUCGCAGCUUGCUCGUCAUGUCAUUAGCAAGACGUUGGGCGGUGCCUUUGCGACGAAGGCUGCCGAUGUGGUUCCCACUUUCGACUGGAAGAAGGUCCCUGUGCCUUCUACAACCGCGAAGGACAUUCCAGUGACAGUUAAGGGUGCCACGCCAGCUGGCGACCUGCGGGCGACCUCGGGCCUGGGUCUGGGCGAUGGAAUCAAGAACCACACCGACAAGUGGCUGGAUGGUGACAAGAAGUCGCCCAUGGAGUACAUCAACGAGGUGGCGCCCAUCAAGGUCAAGGGCCUGGUGGUGGCGUCCUACGGCAGCGACGACCCCGCCCUUGGAUGCCCGGUUGAGUACAUCAACCUGAAGGGCACCUCCCUUGAGAACCCCGCCGUGUGCAAGUACACCGGCAACCGCUACUACUCGGACGACUGGAAGGGCGGUGCUGCCCACCACUGAACCUGCUCGUCACGAGGCGCUGCAUGCCUGGUACGCUCGGCCGUGCCGCGGAACUUGAGUGCACUUGCUGGCAGCUGAGAAGGCAGGGGCGUCCAGGACAAUGUGCUUACUGCUGAGCUUGGCAAUGGAGGCAUGGCAGGGGCUGGGCUGUGUCCGUAGGGUGGUGUUUGUGGAAGUCUGGGGCACAGCUUCACGUGCUAGAAAGUGUGAGGCAGAGGAGUGGGGGAGGAGGCAGGAGGAAAUGAGAGGCUUAAACAAGUUCAGAGUUUGAGGUGUCCAUUACCAGUAUGGCGCCCGUGUGUCAUGCACCGUCAGCGUAGUUAGGCUGGUUCUUAGUAACCAUGGCAUUAUGGCAAUGCGUCCGCGUGAUUGUACUGUACCUUAUGGACCCAUAAGGCUAAAAGAUGUGUAAUGAGUAGCAAGC